Messenger RNA from Paracoccidioides lutzii Pb01, 1497 nucleotides. RefSeq lists its product as hypothetical. The transcript has 3 exons. The coding region runs from base 1 to 1497 and encodes 498 amino acids. The record is from RefSeq and is a predicted model, not a curated record. Gene Ontology annotation, molecular function: oxidoreductase activity.
AUGGGGCAGUCGGAGGGUAGCUCCAGGACCACGGUCGCCAUUGUCGGCUCCGGAAUGGCGGGUCUUGUAUCAGCAUAUCUGCUGAAGCAAGAUCAGAGUCAGAAUUUUGAUGUCCAAGUUUUUGAGAUGCUACAUCAGCAAAAUGAACUGUCCCUCGAUUCUGCGUCGGUUACAGUCCCUUCGGCAAAUGGUAGAGAAAUACGAAUUGAUCUCCCAAUGCGUGCUUUUGCGGGUGGAUACUACAGCAAUCUCACGAGAAUGUACAACUACCUAGGCGUGAAAUAUACUCCCAUGCAGUUUCUAUUCCCUUUAUCGAGAGCUCCUAUAGUCAGGGACAAGAGCAAUCUGCUUUCACCUCCCAAUCAAGGAGAUGCAGAUGAUCAUGUCCACAACGACGAAAGAGACGGAAAUUUUCUCAGCUCGAAACCGUAUUUCAUUCAUUCAUCCAACAAUCAUCGCAUUCCACCCAUCCGACCCGAGCACCUGGGAUUAUGGCAUUGGGUGGCAGAGUCUAUAUAUCUCGUUUUUUGCUUUGCAUGGUAUACGAUAUGCAGCUUUUUUAUACCUCCGUACUCAUCAAGAACCGAAUACCACUCUGCAACUUGCGCUGGAAUAAAGCAGGAUAUCUUAUCCGUCUCCGAAUCGCUAGGUGAAUACCUCCAGAGAAUCCGGCUACCAACCUACUUCACGCAAAACUACAUACUACCCCAGUUCUCAGCUGUGACAACCUGCUCUCAUGAAGCGCUGCUGAAAUUCCCCGCCAAAGACCUUACAGACUAUGCGACGCAGACAUACAAUGUCCCGUACUACGUCGUGAAGGGGGGCGUGAAUGUCGUGCAAAAGAAACUGGCUGAGGGGGUUGAACAUCCAGCUAAAUUCACGGUACGUGUUUCUUAUAUGUCCAACACGGACGGGACUAUCCAUCAACGGGAUUUUAACCAUGUUAUCAUGGCGGUCACUCCGGACGUUGUGGGUGCUAUAUUUCAACCUCUCAGGUCAGCUGUGGCACAGGUGCCUACCAUCAAGGUCGAGAGUGUUGUGCACAAUGACACUUCUUCUCUCCGUAUUUUAUCACAGACUUCCGUUGGGAGCGAGGGGUAUUUUCACCCGUCGUCAGCCGAGACACAAGUCAUUCAUGUCCGCUCCUCGCUGGCUGGGUUCACAGAGGCAAUCCACGAAUGCACUGCGUCCCUUCUCGUAACCACUGGACCUAUAACUCCUAUCGAUACGUCGAAGGUUAUCCAUCGCACGAGCUUCACGCGGGUGCUAAGGACGCCACAGAGCAGAGAGGUUGUAAAUCGCAUCUUUGGAUACAACCCCGUUACUUGCAGGGCAUCAGAGAAAUGUACUACCCAGUGGCGGAAUGGAUAUGGGAAUGUUUGGCUCGUAGGCGGUUGGUGUUGGGAUGGGAUGGUUUUGCUUGAAGGGUGUGUGGUGUCUGCGAUGCGGGUUGCUGAUGCUUUGGGUGUUCAUGUUCCGUGGAGAGAUAUGGUAUAA